Achroia grisella is the source of this 1183-nucleotide messenger RNA. RefSeq names its product odorant receptor Or1-like. The transcript is spliced from 8 exons. The coding region runs from base 1 to 1173 and encodes 390 amino acids. NCBI's taxonomy places the organism in Eukaryota, Metazoa, Arthropoda, Insecta, Lepidoptera, Pyralidae. Gene Ontology annotation, molecular function: olfactory receptor activity; odorant binding. The record is from RefSeq and is a predicted model, not a curated record. Gene Ontology annotation, biological process: sensory perception of smell; detection of chemical stimulus involved in sensory perception of smell. Gene Ontology annotation, cellular component: plasma membrane.
AUGACUUUUAAUAACGCAAAAAUAUUUUUAGGUUUGCCGACAUGUUUAUUAAAAUACUGCGGUCUCUGGAUUGUGUCGGAAAAAUAUGAAUCUUUAAACAACAUAUAUAGAUUUUUUGGUUUUUUAUUACAUUACAGUGUUCUAUUGUCAAUUUUAAUAUAUCUGGGAGUUGUGUGGGGCAAUAUUGAAGCGAUGUCGAAUGCUUUGUACGUGUUAUUUACAGAAACGUCGACAUGUUUUAAAAUUACAGUUUUCGUGGUGAACAAAAAAUUUAUAUUGAACUUAUUGGAGUUCAUGAAUUCAGACAUAUUUUUGCCAAUGACAAGACGACAAGAAGACAUUCUAAUGGAGCAGGCCCGAAAGGCGCGCUACUUAACGAUAUUUCUAGUGGCAACAGCCAACAUAAACGUUGUCGAGUGGUGUAUAAUACCUUUACUAAACCAGGGUGAUGUUAAAACUUUCCCUUACACGAUGUGGAUGCCUGCGGAUACGCAAAAGUCACCAGGCUAUCAACUGGGGUACAUCUACCAGAGCCUGUUCGGAAUAAUGUGCGCCAACAUGUUCAUGGGCAUAGACGGUUUUAUAAUAUCGGCUAUCACAUUCGCUUGCGCACAACUUGAUAUCAUCAAAGACAAAGUACAAAAGAUCCGAAGUGUACCAUCGGGGCAACGAAUAAAUAUCAGAGAAGAAGAACGCUGUAGUAUCAAUAAUAAUCUAUUUGAUGAAUGUAUUAGUCAACAUCAGAGUAUAAUACAAUACGUGAAGUUAGUAGAGGGCUUAUUCCACCUUAGUAUAUUUCUUCAACUCAGUGGAUCCGUUAUUAUAGUUUGCAUGUUAGGAUUUAGACUGUCUGUGGAACCACCUAAUACAUUUGAAUUUUACUCGUCGUUAAAUUACAUGUUAAACAUGCUGGCGCAACUGUUCUUUUACUGUUGGAGCGGCAACGAGUUAACGAAACGGAGUGAAGAUGUACGAAACGAAUUGUACUUGUGUCAGUGGCACGAACAAGAUAUGAAACUAAAAAAGAAACUGUGUUUCGCUAUGGAGUGCUUGAAGAAACCCAUAUUGUUCCAGGCUGGACACUACAUAACGCUGUCAAGACCUACAUUUGUAAGGAUUCUGCGUUGUUCGUAUUCCUACUUCGCUGUUUUAAAUCAAGUCAAUAAAAAGUAAUUCUGAAGAU